Triplophysa dalaica is the source of this 1793-nucleotide messenger RNA. It is a transcript of the gene apobec2a, whose product is annotated as apolipoprotein B mRNA editing enzyme, catalytic polypeptide-like 2a. The transcript is spliced from 3 exons. NCBI's taxonomy places the organism in Eukaryota, Metazoa, Chordata, Actinopteri, Cypriniformes, Nemacheilidae. The record is from RefSeq and is a predicted model, not a curated record. Gene Ontology annotation, cellular component: cytoplasm; nucleus. Gene Ontology annotation, biological process: cytidine to uridine editing. The coding region runs from base 691 to 1323 and encodes 210 amino acids. Gene Ontology annotation, molecular function: RNA binding; cytidine deaminase activity.
CGCCGCCGCUAACCUGCAGAUCCACGUGUUUGUGUUUCACUCACUCGUCCUUCACGCCUGCAUGUGCUUCUGUGGACACAAACACAAGAGGUUGAGAGGAACGCUGGUGGAAUGCAAGCCCGUAGUGACCGAGACCCAUAACUCCAGCCCAACCCCCUCAAGGUCAUCUGAAGCUUCUACAAACACACAGACCAGAUCUGCUCAUUCUCGAGGUUCUGCACAGAAACCAACACACUGACCUGAAGAGCCUGUGAUGAGACGUCAAACAUUCAUCGAUCAGAGAAGCAUAAAGCGACGCUCGUGGACUAGACCGUAUAUCACACUUAAGAGAUCUAGAAACGUCUCUGGGAGGAACGGAGAGGAACAGUAUUUCUUUUCAAAGGCUUCGUUCCAGUUCUCGAUUGCGUUUCAUUUAAGUAUCAACUUCGUCUCAGACGUUCCUCAUAAAGUUCCUGAGGUGAACGCGUUUAGGAGCAGUGGUUGACACGCAGUAAGGGUACAGAUCCUAUUUGCACAAUUCAAUUUUGAGGGAAUGUGAUGAGACACCAUCACGGUCAUGUUGAGACUUCGGCGUGUACACGAGCACAGUUUGAGACGUUCUGUGUCAGAUUAAUAAGGGCAAAAGCAUCUGAGAAACAGGAGAAAUCUUCAUAUUCUCUGCUAUUUGUGUCCAAGAGACACAGUUGAGACAUGAGAGACUACGAUAUUAAGACUUUAGUACGUACACGAGCAAACUUUGAGACAUUCUUGAGAUCUCUUUUGAAACUCGGUAGAUGUGCAAGAUUCCCUCAAAGGAACCGCAUCGAUCCCUUCUUCUUCAAGUUUCAGUUCAAGAACGUGGAAUACUCGUCCGGCCGAAACAAAACCUUUCUGUGUUAUCUGGUGGAUCAAGGUCCCGGGGCCGACGGUCUCCUCAGAGGUUACCUAGAGGACGAGCACACGGGUUCACACGUGGAGGAGGCGUUCUUCCAGCAGGUCCUGCCCAGCUGUGACCCUGCCGGUAAAUACACCAUCACAUGGUACGUGUCGUCCAGCCCUUGCGCAGCCUGCGCCGGGAAACUGGCCGAGAUCCUGGAGGCUCGCAAAAGCGUCCGUCUGUCCAUCUUCUCCGCUCGCCUCUUCGAUUGGGAGGAGCCGGCGAUCCAGGUGGGGCUGAAGGCACUGGCGGCCGCCGGCUGUAAACUCCGCAUGAUGAAGCCGUUAGAUUUCAACUACACCUGGGACACCUUCGUGGAGAGCGAUGAUCAGCCGUUCACGCCGUGGGAGGACUGCCAGGAAAACUACGAGUAUUAUCAGGAGAAACUGGCUGAUAUUCUGCAGUGAGACGGAUGAUGGGCGCACGCUUUCCAAAAGUGAAAAGAGAGAGAGACUGUGUGAGCGAGAGAGACUGUGAAACACGUGUGUCUGUUGUCUGAAAUGUUGUGAAGAUACAGAUUGAUUUCAGUAUGUAGUCUUUGUAAUGUCGACGGGACGCUUGAAAUGUUUCCUGUUGAAUCAUCCGUCAAGACUUCUGUUUACUUCUCCGUGGUGCCUCACUUCUCACCUGUUUUAUAUUGUGGACCUGUGAUGGAUUUUAGAUUCGUUUUAUUGAACUUUUUUACCUUCAUGCUGGUCAGAGCACGAAUUCACACUGAGAAAAUGAUCGAGAAAUGUAGUUUUUUUUAUUCGAAUUUCAAAUAAAUAAACGUUACAGCUGUUUUGAGAUAUUGAUAAAGCACACGAAUAUGAAAAUAACUACGUGUGGUAAAGGUUCACCUUCACCGUUUUGGAAAAUUAAAUGGUUUUGUCUUGUU